Messenger RNA from Ceutorhynchus assimilis (cabbage seed weevil), 5108 nucleotides. The record is from the annotation of a GenBank genome assembly. Lineage: Eukaryota; Metazoa; Arthropoda; Insecta; Coleoptera; Curculionidae.
CAAAACAUACACAUACCGUCUCGUACAGAUAAAUUUGUUCCUUUCAAUAAUCCCAUUUUCAUUUUCUUCUUUCAGUUGCGCUUUGCGCCUUGUGAGUUGUUGUUAGUGAACGUCGAAUAUUUUGAAUUAUCGUAAAAUUUUGUCGAAAAUUUACGUCGCUGUACCGAAAAAUGUUGCAAAGUUCGUCGUCGACGAAGGGCAAAACUUCGAGGCAACUGGUAUCUCGGAUCGGCUAAACCGAAAUCCUAGCGUUCAGCCCCUAGUUGAUUUGCGCAAGCCGCCGCUCGGGGAUAUUCCGGCAUAGCUUUCAGUUUUCAGCUGCCAAGUUUCAGCAGUUCAGCUUCAGUUUCUCAGUAGUGGUUCAAUAUGGCGCACGGGCAACACAAACUGCUCGCCGCCCGCAAUCCAGAUCGCCAGGGAUACAUUUCUCGCAUGCGCGAACGGAAACAAAGAAAGCUCUACUCCGACGAUUGGGCUCUCGGAGAUGAGGAGGAAAUCGAAGGCCGAAGAAGUUUCAGUCUCCAGGAAAAACUCGAUGAUCCCGUCUUCGAGUCCCACGGGAUGGUUAAGGAAAUGAGAGGCGAGGAACUUAAUUUAGCCUACUUCCAGAAAUAUGGCUUCAAUACGCCUUUACUUUUCAAAGACAAAAAUGGACUCGGUCUAAGAGUCCCUUCAUCAAAUUUCUCAAUAAACGAUGUCAGAGUGAGCGUGGGUUCUCGAAGACUUCUCGACGUCAUGGAUGUCAACACUCAAAAAAACAGCGAAAUGACGAUGAAAGAAUGGCAGAAGUAUUACGAGGACCCUGCAAAAACUCGCUUAUUGAACGUUAUAUCUUUAGAAUUCUCUCACACAAAGUUAGAGAACUAUGUCCAAGGUCCUGCCGUUGUCCGACAAGUCGAUUGGGUGGAUUGUGUAUGGCCGAGGCAUUUAAAAGAAAGCCAAACUGAAGCUACUAACUUGUUGGAAGAUAUGAAAUAUCCGAAAGUCCAAAAAUAUUGUUUAAUGUCAGUUAAAGGAUGCUAUACGGAUUUUCAUGUAGAUUUUGGUGGCACCUCCGUGUGGUAUCAUAUUUUAAAAGGCGGCAAAGUGUUUUGGUUGAUACCUCCCACAGAACACAAUAUGGAUCUCUACGAGCGAUGGUGCCUUUCUGGUAAACAAUCUGAUAUAUUUUUUGGGGACACUGUUGAUAAAUGCGCCAGAAUCGUUCUACAAGCUGGUCAGACAUUUUUCAUUCCCACUGGAUGGAUUCAUGCAGUUUACACUCCGUUAGAUUCCUUAGUAUUUGGCGGAAACUUUUUACAUUCUUUCGGAAUUGAAAAGCAACUGAAAGUAGCGCAAGUUGAAGAUACAACAAAAGUUCCUCAAAAAUUCCGCUACCCAUUUUUCACCGAGAUGCUUUGGUACGUUCUGGAACGUUACGUUCAUUGCCUUUUGGGUAAUUCUCAUCUGGCUACUGGACAAGAUGCCCCAAUACCACCGGACAGGCCUCAUAUACAUUUAACUCAGGCUGAAUUACACGGCCUAAAAGAUAUUGUCCGGUACCUUCACAUGUUACCUUCACACAAAAAAAAUCUUCCAGACUUGAUCAGGGAUCCUAUUGCACUAAUUCAAGAUGUCAGGACGUUAAUAGGUCUACACAGGCAAGAUGUUAGAGAAUUGGCUAUCACAAAUAGACCAAUUUUGAGCUUGCCCCCAGAAGAAAGAAAAAGAAACAUCCACAAGCCAAAUAAUACAAAUAACAAUUUAGUGAAACCCAAUAGACCUCCUGGAAGUUUCAAGGGACCAAAGAGCUCCCCAGGUUCUGCCCCUGGUGAUAAAGGGGGACCUCGGAGACGAAGGACAAGAUGUAAAAAAUGUUCAGCGUGUCAGAGAGCAGAUUGUGGUGAAUGUACCUUCUGUUUGGACAUGGUCAAAUUCGGUGGGCCAGGUAGGGCGAAACAAACUUGCAAUAUGAGACAGUGUUUGCAGCCAAUGUUGCCAGUAACUGCUGCCUGUGCAAGGUGCGGCCUGGAUGGUUGGAUGCAAACCCCAGUGGCUCCUUUGCAAAAAGGACCUCAGAGAUGUGAUACAGCCAGUACUCUUAUGGAAUGUUCGGUCUGCUACGAGAUUGCCCAUCCACAAUGCAUUCAACGAUUGUGUCAAGAUUUCAGCGGCUUUAUAAACGAGGAUAUGCCCAAUUCAUGGGAAUGCCCUUUGUGUUGUAAAUUAGGAAAGAAUACUGAUUAUAGGCCCCGACAUUUCCGAGCCAGGCAGAAAUCUUCUGAUAUAAGAAUCAGCAUAAGUUCGGACGCAUCCAGUGCGUUCGAUAACAAAAUCCAACCAGAACAUUCGGAUUCUGGUAGCGAAAAUGACCAAAAAGAAACCAAACUUCAGGAAUUGUUACCAAUCAAAAAACGAAGAUCCAGCGAAAAUUCUGAAUUAGAUACCAAAUUAGCUCCACCUCCAACAACAAAUGAUGGACAUAGAAAGACUGCCUUUAGGAUGCAACUUGCGCAACAAAUUGCUUGUAAUAGUACAAAGGUCCUAAAAAAACCUAUAGUAGUUGUAAGACCCGCCCCCCUUAUGAUGCUAAACCCAAUAGUACCUACAAACAAUUUAGUCCUAGAUAAGCGAGUUAUGUUAAGCGUAUUCAAGUACUUAACUUCUAAAGAACUUCUAAACUGCGCUCUGGUUUGUAAAACCUGGGCAACAUACUCUAUAGAUCCGUCCCUAUGGAAGCGUAUGGAAUUCGACCACAAAAAGAUCUCAAGCGAUAUGCUUAAGGGUACGGUGCGCAGGCAACCCGAAAUUUUAAGCCUUAACUGGUGCAGGAUUAAUCAUUUCCAACUUCCAUGGUUGAUCCAGAGGCUGAACAAUUUGAAACAGCUUUAUUUGGAGAGUAUCGAUGUGAAAAGUGCAAUUUCUCUGAGGACCAAUCAUUCGGCGAUUUUGCAAGUUUUGGAUUUGAGUUUUAUUUCGGAUUUCAAUGAUUCUGCUUUGAGAGAAAUUUUAGGAACAAACAACGACGCACGUUCCGGCCUAGCAGGCGACAAAAUCCGUUUCCGUAACCUGAAAACCCUUAUACUAGCAGGAACCGACAUUACCGACAUCGCCAUGCGCUACGUCACCCAAUAUCUUCCGAACGUUCAGCAUUUGAGUCUGAGCAUGUGCCCCAGAAUAUCCGAUGCGGGUAUCGCUCAGCUCAGUACGAAACCAGCCAAUACGUUAACUAAUUUGAUAAGUCUGGACUUGAGCCACGGCAAGUUGGUCACCGAGGCGAGUCUCGAUCAUUUGUCCAAGUGCGAAAAGUUGACUAGGUUGGAUUGCAGACAGGCCCUAAAUAUUUCUACUCAGGCUUUGAUUAAGUUUGCUGCUAAAAGUAAACACGAUUUGCAAGUGAGAGAAAUUAAAUUGGUUGAUAUUAGGCUAAAAUCCAAUUGAACGUAAUUAUUUAUGGAAGAAUUUGACACCGUGUGUUCUCUAAGCUAAAUCAAUAAGCAGCUGUUAAUAAUCAAUAUUCCAAAUUAAUACCUUUUUUUAUCAACAGUUGGUGUAGCAUGGCAAUUUUUAUUUUUCUUAUUAAUUUACUGCUUCUUUUUUCAAGAAAUCGCUUUUAGAUUUGUUUCAAUACUUGUUUCAUCCACAUUGUGGUGAUAAGAAUAACUACUGUUUUGAUUAAGAAACGGAAGCACUUUAUACGAGAGUAGAUAGUAAAAGACUGUAAUUACUAGCUAAAAAUUCAUGUUAAUAUCUUUAGAAUAUUUAACAAUAAAAAAGGCGAAAAUUUUUAGUAUCAAUAAUUAUUGGAGUUUUGGUGCCUAAACUAUUAGAUAUAAAUAAAUUUUUUUGAAUGAAAUUAGGCACCAAAACUGCAAUAAUACAAAUAUUCCAAAUCAUGAAAACGCUUUUUCUAUUUCUGGGAUGUUCGAGGCCUGAAUUUGGCUAUCAACCAAAGUCAACCUUUCACAGUAAAGAUUUGCUUUAAUCGUGUAUAUAUUGUGAUUUAGUUAAUAUUAGUAAAAUAUCUAUCAUAUUAUUAAGAGGUAGGUUUGUAAUUCUUUCUUAAAUGGAGCAUAUAUGUUUUGAGUCUCUGGUUCGUUUGAAACAACUUAAGCCAAUUUUUUUUUUAUAAAUUUACAAAAUUUCCUUUAAACAUAUUGUACAAACUUUAUAUUUUGACUGAGGCUCAAUGUUUUAUUUAAAAUAGAACAUAAAACUUUUGCAUUUAUCUUUUUUUUUUGUAGGUGGGAUAAAAAUAUCCCAUGUGGAAACUUUAUACAUUAGUGGUUUGUCAAUUGAAAUCGACUUACUUGAACUUGAUAACAAGCACAUUAUUUAUUGGGAAGUAGUUUUUUUUUAUGGGAAAGUUCAAGUAUUAGAAUAAAACCACGAUCUCCACUUAAAUUGUACAGUUGGGUUAUUUCUGUAUUUGAUUUGAAUUCUCAAUAUAUUUAACGCUACAAAUACUAAUAUGUAUGUAGUUACAUAUUUUAAAUUUGAUAUAUCAAAUGUCUUUAUCUGUAUAAUGUGAUUUUAAUUUAGCUUAUCAAUAUACCAGUGUUUUUCGAAUAAGGAACAUUUCAUUUAGCUUUUUGCCAUAGUGUGAAAAUGUGUCACAAAUCAAAAAAAAUCUAGCACAUUCGAGAAUUUCUCCUAUAAUAAAUAAUGGUUAUUUGUCUUUAUUUCAGUAGUUGAGUGCAAUUUUUCAGAAAUUGUUUUUUCUUUAUGUAAAAAGUAUUAUUAAAUUUUAAAAAUAUUUCUUUUUAUUCGAUUUAUAAGAUUUAUAGAGUGAUAUAAUAAACAUUUUUGUACCUAAAUAAUUUAUUUUUAUUUCUGUCAAUACAUCAACACAAUUACAUAAUAUAACAUAUCACAUAAAAAAUUUAUUAAAUUAAAAAAUACAAUCUGCAUAGCUAAGCUGGAGUAUAUAAAUUAUUGCGCUUUUAUGUAAAAAAAAAUAUAAUAAAUAUAAUAUUGCAAUAAUUCAAGUAUAACAGUUUAAAAUAUAUAUGUAUAAAGAAAAACAAUAAACCGACAAAAAGUACAUGAGGCAUGGAGCUAUUUCCUCUUAGCUACAGUCAAUGUUUGUUAUCACUGAAAAAAUAAAUAAGUUACAAAAUCAAUCAGAA